This is a messenger RNA of Wasmannia auropunctata (little fire ant), 2243 nucleotides long. RefSeq names its product major facilitator superfamily domain-containing protein 12-like. The transcript is spliced from 8 exons. The coding region runs from base 700 to 2166 and encodes 488 amino acids. NCBI's taxonomy places the organism in Eukaryota, Metazoa, Arthropoda, Insecta, Hymenoptera, Formicidae. Gene Ontology annotation, biological process: carbohydrate transport. Gene Ontology annotation, molecular function: symporter activity. The record is from RefSeq and is a predicted model, not a curated record. Gene Ontology annotation, cellular component: membrane.
AUGUUUAUUAAUAUUUUUUCGAUUGUCCGAGAACAAUUUAUAGUUUGUUCGAGGUUUAUUUGCGUAGCUUAUUGCGCGUUUGCAAAUUAUUUCAUCCGAUCGUUCUCUCACUUUGCAAGGUGAGAUUUUACGUCAAGUUUCAGCCUUAGUCUAACAAAUCUGAACUGAGUAAUGCAUUUUUAUGUUAAAACGAAAUAAAAAAGAUUUUUUAAUCACAAGAACAUAGCUGUGAAACGCAAUUCUUUGGUCACAUGUGGUCACAUGCAACCACCGUGUCCAUUCGCGCAGCGCUCAUGUGAGAAUGAGUCACAUGACUGCAGUUCGUAUCUGUCAACCGUAAUGAGGUCAUUGGUGAGUAACAAAGCGGUACAGCAGCAUGACGCUCAGGGGAGAGGAUUUGACAGGUUAGGACUGAACCGAAUGCCUCCUCUAUCUCGAACACCUUUGACUUUGAUAAACAGGCCGAUUUUCGUUGGCGUGACGUGACACAGAGCUCGCCGUGCUGCGGCGGCGUUCCUCAUCCCCAUCCGUUCUCCGGAUUUACGUACGUGCGUACUUUUACGCGCCCUUUCUCUCCCAUCUGCGAGGGAUCACAUCCCCGAAAAGGAGAGAAACGUAAAUCGGGAGUAAAAACGGGAUAAGCGAGAGAGAGAGGCCAACUGUUAAUGCUCGCGGUAACGAUCAGCUGUCAGCACGACGAUGGAGCCUGGCACGAGCAGCUCGACGGACGAUUACGCGGAGAUAAUACGGAAAUUGCCUCUUCACUUGAGACUAGCCUACGGCACAGGUCAUGUAUUAAAUGACAUCUGCGCUUCCAUGUGGUUCACGUAUCUGUUGGUGUUCUUUCACUUGGUGCUCGGAUUCGAUCCGACUCUGGCCGGCGUUGUGCUGCUCAUCGGUCAGAUAGCCGACGCCUUAGUCACUCCGUUCGUCGGUUUUCAAUCCGACAGAAACGACGACUUCUGGUUGUGCAGAUACGGCAGACGGAAAACCUGGCACUUGUUAGGUACUAUUUGCGUACUAUUGGGAUUCCCUUUCAUAUUCUCGCAAUGUAUAGGCUGUGAAGGUGCGCAUCAGUACGCACAGCUAGUUUAUUACGCCGCUUUUGUAGUGAUUUUCCAAUUUGGUUGGGCGGCGGUACAAAUAUCGCAUUUGGCCUUAGUUCCGGAGCUUACGCCUGCUGAGCACGAGCGAACGCAACUCAUAGCUAUAAGGUUCACAUUUACUGUCUUUUCUAAUGUUCUUGUCUACUGCAUCAUGUGGGCUGUACUACAUGUAACGAGCGAUGAGUAUGAUUCUCAGAUUGGACCCGGUGACAUUUACAAAUUUCAGAAAGUUGUACUAAUUGGAAUAGCAACUGGAUUAGUAGCAUCCUUUAUAUUUCAUGUUGUUGUUAAAGAAAGCGCUAAUGGCGAUGCUAAUGAUAGCUUUUUGCACAGAAACACCAGGACAGCAUCAGUAUUGUUGAAAGAUAUCAGAUUGUACCAAGUAGCGUGCGUUUACAUGCUUACACGAUUAUUCAUUAAUUUAUGCCAGAUUUAUAUGCCUCUAUACUUACACGAGUCAUUGAAUAUGCCUGCUACAUCUUUGGCUUACAUACCAUUGACAAUGUAUCUAAGUAGCUUUCUGACGUCUUUAAUAAUAGAGAAGCUCAAUACAAAAUGGGGUCGAAAAGUCGCCUAUUCCAUUGGUGCUGUACUCGCGAUAUGCGCCUGUGUAUGGAUACAAUUAGGCAAUGGCAACAUGUAUAUUAAAUAUCAGAUCUAUGCUGUAGCUGUGCUACUAGGAUCUGCUGGUGCAAUAAUGUUAGUGACCAGUCUUGGUGUUACUUCCGAUCUAAUAGGAAAAAAUACUGAGAGCGGUGCUUUUGCCUACGGAAUAAUGAGCUUUACAGAUAAGCUUAGUAACGGUCUGGUAGUUAUGCUGAUUCAGUACCUCGUGAAACACUUUUCGUCUGGUUAUGCUAGUUAUUACUACAGAGACAUUCUGACAUAUGUCUGUGGCGUAUCUGCGGCAUUUGCUUUACUGAUGAUUUUAUACAUUAAACCGUUCUCUCGUACUACGGUAUUUGAUACAUUACGCAACGACGAUGAUGAAGGUUUCAUAGAAACUCCAAAUGCGAUUGACGGAAACUCUUCAAACCAAUCUGAAUCCAACGUACAAUAAUAUUAAGUAGUUGAUUUAUAGUUUGUAAAUAUCUAGCAUAAAAUAUGGAAUAUAAAGACAUUUAUUAAGAGGAAAAA